UCCUCACUUGGAGGGCCCAGCGGUGGAACCCCGGCUAGCACAUCACCACCUGUUCCGUCGGCUGCGCCGUCGACAGCGCCAUCGGCUGCGACAAUCAGGCCGACGGCUUCCACCACGCCUGGCGCAGCCCCGCCUCAAGGGCCCAGUAGUGGGAACGAGCAACGUGCAUCCCCAACUCGUGAUACAACAGCGACCGCGUGAAAGGAGGUUCGUACAGAGCCGCCGUUGCUCGACUGCUGGCCCCUCCCUAGUUUGAGGCAGGAGGCCACGCGGGAGGCUGGCCGGAGGAAUGCGUUGAAGUUUGGUCCACUGCCUGAACAAGAGCUUCGACAAAAUUGGAAUGCAAGCAAACAGGAUUUGAUCGACGCACUGACGGGUCGCAUGAAGUGGCGCGCAAGUCUUGGUGUAGAGCCUGAGUGGAAAGGCAUCCGCUACGGCGUUACGCCGGAGAAGAAGAAGAAGCUGCGGCGUAGUCGACAACCUGGUCAGCCGACACCUAACUCGUCCCAGGCCUUAUGCUGUCGGCUGGUGUGCCUGACUUUGCACCCGGAGUUCAAGGACGACUACAUGUGCUUCAAGGGGGGUGGUGAGGGCACAGCGCGCACCGAACUGGACGUACGGGCGACCGGCGCGAAGCACGGGUUCUUCGCCCGGGUUGCCAGGGCGAUGGCAACUCCCACCUGUCGCGACGGCAACGGUAACCCCCUCUCAGUACCCGACGAACACUCCAACGACGAGCUCGCAUCGGAGCAUCUCAAGUCGCUCCUUAAGCGUCUGGACCUAGAGGGGGCGGCUAAGUCGCUGCAAGAGGAACUCAGAGGGAAAUUUAAAGGCGACGAUGGCGCCUUUUAUGCUGAUCUCCAACUGAGAUGUUUCAAUUGGCUGAAAGAAGUAAGGGGCAAGCACACGAAAUUUGGCGAGAACGAGCAAAGAAGUGGAGGGGCCGGUGCGGACGCAACUCAGGACGGGGGAUUCGUCAACGCCCAUAAUCCGUUCCAGUUUAUGCGGGGCGCUUUACCGGCAAUGCUCUGGGAGGACGGUAUCGACCUCUCUGGCGGAGGCGACGACGAGACAUACCGCCCCAGCGAUAUCGUCCUCCCCGAUGGACACCCAGGCUCAGGCAGCAGCGUGCCGGGCGGACCCGGGGUCCGCGGGAGAGGUGAGGCGACACCCGCCAGUUCCGCUGGCAACACCAACUCUCGGAAGCACAAGAAACCCAAGACGGGUUCCGACGACAGGGCGGAGCUGAUAGCCGACACGAAGGAAGUGAUCGCCUUAUGGCGCAAAGCAAGGGAGCAGGAAGUACGGCGAGAGGACCCUGCUUUCGGUGAUAGAGAAGGACCGAGCAAAGGACCUUGCCAUGGAGGGAUUCAUCGACGAUGUUCACAGGCUCUAAGCAAAGGUCGAUUCUGCAUCAUCGAACGUUUUGCGGGAGAAAUAUCACAAGUUGUUGGAUGCCGCUGAAGCGCGAGUGGCACGGGCUGAGCAAAGCAGCGACGAGGCGGCUAUGGCAUCAUCCAGCACCGCAGCCGCGCCCCCACCGCCAUCGGGUCCUGCUGCGCCAUCUCCGCCUGCAGCGGUCGAAGGAGGAACGGUCGCGGGCCAUGUGAUGUAGGAUCUCCAUGGGCCGGGGGCGCACGCCCGUGAUGAUUUGCCGGCGAUGGCGCGGUCCUUGGCGCUUUCAGGCGACGGGGGUGGGGCUUGAGUACUGGUUGCGCCGGCGAGAGGCGGGGAUGGAUGGUGGG
Ectocarpus sp. CCAP 1310/34 is the source of this 1745-nucleotide messenger RNA. NCBI's taxonomy places the organism in Eukaryota, Phaeophyceae, Ectocarpales, Ectocarpaceae. The record is from the annotation of a GenBank genome assembly.